Messenger RNA from Ilex paraguariensis (yerba mate), 193 nucleotides. Lineage: Eukaryota; Viridiplantae; Streptophyta; Magnoliopsida; Aquifoliales; Aquifoliaceae. The record is from the annotation of a GenBank genome assembly.
AGGAAUUGUUGGUCCUCAUGGCCCACACCAAACGUACGGGUCUGGAUACCCACCACCCACGGGCACUAGCUCCCAUAAAAGUAAUAUGGAGGGCCUAAGUAGUGGAGACUGGGAGCAGAGAAGAACAAAAGUGAGACACGAUGCGCAUAGACAAAGGAUCAAUGAGACAAAGGUCCAAACAAUGAAGUGGUGA